AUGCACGCAUCCCGAGGGCAUUACAAUGUCGCGCCCAAAUCUGACCCAUACGAGGCCAAAUCGCCAAAGCGAUCUCCAUCUCGACGCGACUCUACUACAACGCUCAUAGACUCGAAGCCUCGGAGCGGAGGUUGGGCUCAGCCAUAUGUUUCCAUCGUCGCUCCAUUCGUCUUGGCCACGGCACUAGUCGUCAUUCAUCACAUCUUUCUCACCCACCUCCGUGGCCAAGUCGUCUCAGAGAGCUCACAGUUCUGGUUCAGGAAUACGAGCAACGCGCUAUCUAUGGCGGUCCAGCUUCCUCUGGUGUUCUCUGCAUUGUCUGCACUCGUACACGCGAUAUGGUUCUACCUUGGGCGUAGGCCGUUCACCGUGGAAGAAAUAGAUCGUCUAUUCAGCUUUCCCGCCAUUCUUUCAGUCGCCACCGCUAGCUUCUCUUCCAUGAUUUUCAUCAUGCCAGCCGUCCUCUUCAUAGCCCUCAUGUCUCAUGCUCUCCCUCUCAUCGGCAUAUUUGCUCCCAAUGCGCUAUCCAUCGUCCCGGCUGGUAUUAUUUCGAAAAACAUCUCGGUACCCAGUAUAGCCUUUGACCAAGUUAGCGCGCAGGUCUCGGUUCGACCUAGUUGGACCGGUUCUACACUUGACCCACCUCCCCUCGUCUAUCAAUCCUCAUCCGUCGACUCAAUUGUCGCCGUUCAGCACGCUAUUAUUUCCUCCAACGAGCUCGCCUGGUCUAUACCGUCCGAGUGCGGCGUGCAGUGCCAGUAUCAUAUCAGCUACGAGGCUCCUACACUCCAAUGUUCCGACAUCUCUCCCUCUUCUAUUCUGACGCACUACGACAUGGGCUCGGUAUCACCCCAGUCCUCACAAGGGACUCUCUGGGGAGACCAAAUUUACCCCAUAUUCAACGCCACGUCGAACCUCGGGCUCUGGUACACACCCACGUCGUUCUCGUCCACCCUUCCGAACUUCUACGCUUUCGAUCAGUGGACCGCGAACGUCAGGCAGGACACGUAUUCGAUGUUAUUCACCUACUAUACAUCGGUGGCAGGAGGUCUGCCGGGCUCAAAUGACACCUACGGCGGCAGCUACUGUGUCUUUCACCGCGGGGUCUACGAGUCCACGUUCAUCUUCCAUAACAAUACGCAGGAGAUCAAUGCGACCGUUGCUAGCAUUGGCCAGCCACUCAACGACUAUGACUGGGGUACAAACUACGACGAGUUCGAUGACGCGAUGAUGGUCCUCACGCGGAACUCGUCCUCACCGUCCGACGACGUCUCCGCCGCCACUCUGGCGCUGACUUCUCGUGCUGUCGCCGAGUCCUUCGCCCACAACCUCGUCGGCGUCGUCACCGCCCAUGGAGGCGAUUUGCCCAUGUCCUACCACACGAAUGCCCUCUCCACACCUCUCUUUGCGAUUGGAUCUGCGAAUACGUCGGUGUCCUGGACAUCCUGCUACGCGAACAUGAGCCAGGCUAUCAUGGACUUAUUCACCAAUACCACCCUCUCGUUCAACUCUCCCGCCAACCGCCAUCUUCUGAAUUUAACCAGCACGGCGACGGUAUUGGCAGAUAUUGUCCCGAACUAUAGCGUCUGGAGAUACUCCCCUGAACGUCUUUGGUUGGUGUAUGGGAUCGGUCUAGUCGUCGUGGCGUUGUGCGAUUUGGUGGGACUCGCGUGUCUCACGGGGAUGUCUGAGCCGGGAGAUAUGAGUUUCUCCCGUAUCAUGCUCGCAACGCAGAGUCUGGACCUCAUGGAAUAUGACGGUGACGGUGAAAAGAGUGUGUUGCGGAGUGAUGUGGUAGUGCAGCGCAUGAGGCUCCAUUAUACGACAGUGAACGCGAAGGAUAGUGGUGAUAUUGCUACAGCCGGUCAGCCAAGGCGCGAGUUUAUCGCUGUUGACUGA
Stereum hirsutum FP-91666 SS1 is the source of this 1899-nucleotide messenger RNA. RefSeq lists its product as uncharacterized. The coding region runs from base 1 to 1899 and encodes 632 amino acids. The record is from RefSeq and is a predicted model, not a curated record. The transcript is spliced from 2 exons. NCBI's taxonomy places the organism in Eukaryota, Fungi, Basidiomycota, Agaricomycetes, Russulales, Stereaceae.